AUGUCAACCCAAUCUGGUAUUAUCGCAGACCAAGGUUUGCUGGAUUCCUUGAACGAGAAUCUUUCCACGGACGGUGUUGUCAUUGUCAUAGCCAAGAUUUCCCCUGAUUCCACCUCGGUACAUCAAUUAGACGUAACCCAUAAUUUGGACCAAUUGGUUCAUUUGGCUUCGCAAAACAAGGAACCCCUGUACAUCUUCUAUAAGCCCCAGAAGGUUGCCAAAUACUUUUUCGUGUCAUUCAUCCCCGAUGGUUCUCCGGUGAGAUCAAGGAUGCUUUACGCCUCGACUAAGAACACGCUGGCAAGGCAGAUCGGCUCGAACUCUCUAUCCACGGAGCAGCCGUUGAUCACGGACGUACAAGAACUGGCGGACUUGAAAGAGCUUGAUGGUGAUCGUACUGUUGCUCAAAAUAAACCUUUGACGGAAGAUGAAAAAAUGCAAAUUGAAAUAAACAAACAGCAGACACUCUUGAGGAAAUCCGUCAACAAUAACUCGGUCAAACUUGUCUCCCAGGACAGCCCUUCACCUUUGUCACUGACUUUCAAGGUCGAUUCCGAGAGGCCUAUAGACGAAAUUUUCAGUAAUGACGGUAAAAACCUGAUCAUUUUCCAAAUCGAGCCUACGAAUGAAACAAUCCAGAUCGUGCAAUCAGAGACGUGCCCCUCUGUGGAUGCGUUACAAAUCGACUUGCCUGGGCCCAGCUAUACGAUAUUUAAGCAUGACAGUUUGAACUUCUUUAUCUAUUCUUGCCCAUCGGGCAGCAAAGUCAAAGAUAGAAUGAUGUAUGCUUCCAACAAGAACGGGUUCAUCAACUACUUGAAAAACGACCAAAAAAUCUCGUUCAGCAAAAUAUUGGAAAUUGGUGACUUCGUCGAACUAGACAAAUCGUCAUUGUCCGCCAAAAGUGACGAAGAUGACCUUGACCGUGGUUCCACUCCAGACCAAUCGAACAACGGCAGCUUGAGAUUCAACAAACCAAGGGGCCCAAUGAGGAAAAGAAGAACAUAG
Saccharomyces eubayanus is the source of this 1008-nucleotide messenger RNA. RefSeq names its product twinfilin TWF1 (gene TWF1). The transcript has a single exon. Gene Ontology annotation, biological process: actin filament depolymerization; barbed-end actin filament capping. Gene Ontology annotation, molecular function: actin filament binding; actin monomer binding. NCBI's taxonomy places the organism in Eukaryota, Fungi, Ascomycota, Saccharomycetes, Saccharomycetales, Saccharomycetaceae. The coding region runs from base 1 to 1008 and encodes 335 amino acids. The record is from RefSeq and is a predicted model, not a curated record. Gene Ontology annotation, cellular component: actin filament; cytoplasm.